Messenger RNA from Bursaphelenchus okinawaensis, 3731 nucleotides. The record is from the annotation of a GenBank genome assembly. Lineage: Eukaryota; Metazoa; Nematoda; Chromadorea; Rhabditida; Aphelenchoididae.
AUGAGAAGCCAUCUCAGUCCGAAUGCCGAUCGAACACACCAACAGCAGAAACGCACCAUCCUCGGCAAGCUUCACAAUGACGAGAACACCGGCACGCAGCGGUCGUUCAUGCUUAAACUCACAGACGAAUGCAAUCAGGCGCUGGGCAAGGCCAUCGAGUUGAACUGGCCGGUGCGGGUCAUCUCAACAAAGACGGUAAGGGGUUUAUUCUUUAUGUUUUUUAGGCUUGGAUGUUGUUUUUGCCAAGUUGUUUAUUUUUUCAAUCUCAUGAAAUAAAAACAGUUUUUUGAAGCUUUGGUUAGGAAAAAACUUGUAAAAUAUAUUAUACUUGACCCUUUGUAGCUUUCAGCCCUUGUUUUGGCACUUUCUUCAGCUUUUUACUAUAAUUAUUGAUCAUUAUCUUCUUCAGGGUGUUAUCAUGGAAGUCGGAACUAGUUCCUCCUCCGUAACCAAAUUCAACUGUAGCCAGCAAGCGUUAAAUGGAAGCCUGGACGCCGUAUGUCAAGAUGCCACCACCUCGUUCCACAAUGUCUCAUCGAUCAAAACCAAACUUGUAGUUAAUGCCACCGACAAGACUUUCGCCGAAACGCGAGAAAAGGCGGCGAAAUUGGUCGAACUCGAAGCCAAGAAAAAGACCAAAGAGACAGACUUGGGGUGAGUAAUAUCAGGCAAUGAUAAUUUGUUUCGGUGUUUAGGAAGAACUCGAUGAACAACAGGAAACGGCCGCUGAAUACGGUUCCAUUAAGCAACAAAGCCAACUUGUUUGCUAAAGUAAGUUUUAAAUUUGGUUUUUGGCUGAUUUUGUUUUUCUGGUUUGUUAUGAUGGACUUGGUGUUUGAUCACUGAGAGUUCCGCUUGGGAAUGUUGUGACCGUUCGAAAAAAGUGUGAUAGAAUCAUAAGGGUUUACGUUUUGUAGAGGGCUGUCAAGAGAUGUUUGAUCUACCACAUUUAGGUAAUAAAUAAAAAUAAAAUUUGCAUUUUUUGUUAUUUUUUUAUUUGUUUUAAGCAUGGUAUGAGCGGAAUACUAAGUUUUAGGUAUGAAAUAAAACACGAAAAUUAUUUUAGGUAUCAGUUUGGUAGGUUUUGGUUUUUAGUUAUCAAAUUUGGACAAAUUUUAGAAAAAAAUUAGUGAUCUUAAAAUUUGCAUAAUGGGACAGAUAUUUAAAUUUAGAUAACAAUUAUUAACUUUUUAUUUACAGCCCAACCCUUCGGCUUCAAAACGGACCUCCCCUCCUGUCCCACCGACUGGUAAGUAAAAAAAACGAAAUAAUUAAAUUUGAAAUUAUUUUAAAACCAGAAACCAAUUUUCAAACAAGAGAAUGGCAAACCAAAUUUGCAUAAUUUUUGCACUUUCGGUUUGCCUUCUAUAUAAAUAGCCGACAAAAACUAAGUUUGGGAUCAGUCUUGUUAUGAUAUGAGCUUGCUUCAGGUUCGAAAGCCCAGCGUCCUAUUGUUAAUCCGAAGGUGUCUUCAGCUGUUACAGGACUCGUGCAGAACAAGGCCGAGCUACUAAAGCGUACCAUCAGGGAGCGGGUGAUUCAUUUGUGUGCCGGAGGCAAGUACCGCAGCGAGGAAGAAGUCCUGGAUCGUCUCAAGUUUGAGGGUGUCGCCAAAAAGGACAGCUUGGAGAAGGCGUUGGCCGAGGCCAAGGUAGUUUUCGCCGAAGUGAGUCCUAGUUUUGGUGUUCGGUAGCUGAUGUUAACGGUUUUUGGGUUUGUAGAGGGGUGUUGAUUGUUUUGGAGAGGUUUUGAGCUAAGAUUUGAAUUUUUGGGAGUUUUGAACGUAUUUUUAAGGUUUUUGUGGGAUGCCUUUAGUGUUUUAGAGGAUUUUCUAGGUGAAAUAUGGAUUUUUGAGGUUAUUGGAAGUUAUUUUAAAGUUUAUGGGUUUUAGAAGAUGAAAUUUGUUAAUUUUUGCUAUUUUUAAGGUUUAAAAUCGUAUUUAUGGGUUUAUAUAGACGUUCGAAGUCCAAUUUAAUUUUUAUUAUUAAUUUUAAACUUCCAGGUCGCAACUCACGAGCAGGACGCGGUGAGUGUGAAACCGGAGUUGUACAACGAGAUCGACAUCAAAUGGCCAGGGUUUGUGUCGUCGGAAAAGGCGCGGGCUCGUCGUUUAAUAUCCACCCAAUCUCAUAAUGCAUCCAUGUCGGUGGCCCCAUCACGGAAGAGUGGCGUGGCCCCGGUCCUGGCUCCAAGUGGUCCUCAUGGGUCCGGGUCUAGUGCAAAAUCUCAAUCAUCCUCAACCCCAGUGAAUUGUAAGUUUUUGAUUUUUGUUUUGGUUUUAGAGCGAAAUGUGAAGCGAAAUUUGAAUUUUUCUGUUUUAUUAUCUAAAAUAUUACUUGUUGAAUUUUUUUAAUCCUAAUAUUUUAGCAUCCGAAUCUCAAAGCCUUCGAAAAACUCCGCCAGUUGUAUCUCCGCCAGAACCCAUGCCCCAGCUCGAUGAGAAGUCGAGAAAACGUGUAGCUAGUCCAGUCGUACCUCCUCAAUUCCCAAAACAACCCAAACGUGAUUCGCCUGAACUUACCGUAACCAGUUCCGCCUCAUCUACAGUAUCUCCCGGUGAUGAAAUCCUACCGAAACGCCUGGUCCAAGUCCCAGACUUUUGCAAAACCAACGGACCUCCCCAAGGACCAUUGAACUCGAUGGUACAAUGUCCGACGGACUGGGAGAAGGUGUUCCCAAUGGUACAGGAUGCAGAUACAUGUGUUCGGUACCAUGAGUUGUUUGAGGUUGGUGUUUCUUUUUUUUGUAUUUUUUUAUUGAUUUUUGUUACAGUUUAUAGUAGCUAUAAAGGUUAUUUUUACAUUUUUUUUUGUUAAAUAUAGGGUAAACUAGAACUUUUUCAUGGUUCGGCUUUGGUAUUUUAUGAUAUAACUUUGUAAUUGUAUAUCUUUCAGUCAGAGUACCCGGUGUACCGGAAAUGCUACGAAAAGCUGGCCAAGGUUUCGAUGGAGUUUAACGAUCUGAAGCGACUGUUUGACCGAGCUGCCUUGAACUCUAGUGAGCAAAAGGAUGUAAGUUUCUUAUUAUUUUUUUUAUUUUUAGUUGAUUACAAUAUAUGAUUCAAAAACUGCGCAGAAUUUUUUGGUUUCAACCAUUUUCAAAAUGAAUUUUUGUUUAAAAUUUUUGGGAAUUCCACUCGUUUUGGAACUAGUUAUAAUUCGUGUUCUUUUAAAUUAUGCACCUUAAACAGACGAUGGUGUUUAAUUAUUUGCAAAGAAAAUGAAUUCCAACCAAGGAUAAGACGUUUGAUCAUGUGAAAGAUCAAAAAUGAUCUUUAUAUAAUUAAAAUUGGAAAGAUAUUAAUCAAAAGCAGGGCUUGAACUUGAUUAAAAUCAUUUUUUAAAUAUUCUUCUAAACCUUCUUUUAUUGCUUAAAAUUCAAUAUUGAUCAUAGUAUGUAAUUUAAAAAAAUAUUUAUCAAAUUGUUAGUUUAUUGCCAUUCAUUUUCAGCUUCUCCGCCGAAUCUACGACCGCUACCACGAGUACCAAUCGGACGAGGACUUUUACGGCUGCCGAACCAAGCAUGCUAGCCUUCACCGCAAACUGGCCGUCCUGAAACGACGUAUAAUGGAAUGGGAUCAGCGAAUGCUCAACGGGCAUGGACUUUCGGGAUUUGACCCUGCCCGCGACGACGUCCGACAUCGUCGCUCCCUCUCAAGUGGCAACUCAGCCAGCUCCACCACCUCCAUGGACAGCUCCGGCAGUGGUCCACAUGGCUAUGAUGAAUAUUAA